GGAAGAGCUUUCGGGAGCAGCAGUGCGAGAAGUACAACAGCUACAACUUCACGGAUCUGGAAGGGAAUCUCCUGGAGUGGGUUCCCAAGUACGCGGGGGUGUCACCCCGAGACCGGUGCAAGCUCUUUUGCCGAGCCAGGGGGAGGAGCGAAUUUAAAGUCUUUGAGGCCAAAGUGAUCGAUGGGACGCUGUGCGGGCCAGAGACCCUCUCCAUCUGCGUCCACGGGCAGUGCAUCAAGGCUGGCUGCGAUCAUGUAGUGGGGUCCUCCAAGAAACUGGACAAGUGCGGGGUGUGCGGCGGCAACGGUUCGACCUGCAGGAAAAUAUCCGGCUCGCUCAACCGAUCCAAAUACGGCUACAACGACAUCGUCACCAUCCCCGCCGGAGCAACCAACAUCGACAUCAAACAGCGCAGCCACCGCGGGGUCCGUCACGACGGGAAUUACCUGGCCCUGAGGACCCUCGAGGGCAAGCGCCAGACUUUCCCGCAGCUCCCGGAGCCCCUGACUGUCCAGCUGCUGACCAUUGCCAGCGAGGUCUUCCCACCAAAAGUCAAGUACACCUUCUUCAUCCCCAAGGACGUCCCUUUCAGCAAGCAAAAGGGCAAAGAGAAGAAGUCGGCCAACGUCAUCCGACCGAUGCUGACCUCCCAGUGGGUCCUGGGCGACUGGUCCGAGUGCUCCAAGACGUGCGGCUCCGGCUGGCAGAGGCGGACGGUGGAUU
Messenger RNA from Pelecanus crispus (Dalmatian pelican), 723 nucleotides. Lineage: Eukaryota; Metazoa; Chordata; Aves; Pelecaniformes; Pelecanidae. The record is from RefSeq and is a predicted model, not a curated record.